Messenger RNA from Siniperca chuatsi (mandarin fish), 1260 nucleotides. RefSeq names its product E3 ubiquitin-protein ligase CCNB1IP1. Gene Ontology annotation, cellular component: synaptonemal complex. The record is from RefSeq and is a predicted model, not a curated record. Bases 164 to 955 code for a protein of 263 amino acids. Gene Ontology annotation, molecular function: ubiquitin protein ligase activity. NCBI's taxonomy places the organism in Eukaryota, Metazoa, Chordata, Actinopteri, Centrarchiformes, Sinipercidae. Gene Ontology annotation, biological process: reciprocal meiotic recombination. The transcript is spliced from 5 exons.
UUAACAGAAAGUAUAGUUUUAAAAGUCAAAGUAGUUUAUUUUUUCAAAAGCAGCCACUCAACAGAAAGCGGUAAAGUUUAGCCUGAGUGGACUGAGAGCUCAUCACUUUACCUGCUAUCCUGUUAACGCUAUUGCUAACAUUCAGGUUAACGGCAGUUGAUUCAUGACCAUGUCUCUCUGCGACGACACACUCUUGUGUAACUUCCCAAAGUGUCGGACCAAGCUGAGCGGCUUCGCCUGGGUCACAGCUUGCUCACAUGUUUUCUGCGAUCAGCACGGGUCCGGUGAGUUCAGCCGUUCCCCCGCCAUCUGCCCGGCGUGCUCCUCUGCGCUGUCUGGGAAGAUGGACAUUGUGAGGACGGAGCUGUCACCUUCUGAGGAGUACAAAGCCAUGGUGCUGGCAGGUCUGCGACCAGACAUAGUUCUGGACGUCAGUGCUCGUGCUCUGGCCUUCUGGAGCUAUCAGGUCCAUCAGGAGCGUAUGUAUCAAGAGUACAGUCUGUCACGGGCUGAGGCACAGCUGAAGCAGAUGGAGAAGGUGCUGACCCAGCAGAACCAGAGCAGAGAACUGGAGCUCAACUCCAUGAGGGGGGAAAUCACCUCCCUGAAGAAAGUGAUGGAGGAGUAUAAAAGGAAGUACAGCGAGGUGUCCGAGCGGCUGAUGGAGAGGAACAGGCAGUACCAGAAACUGCAGGGGCUGUACGACUCUCUGAGGCUGCGCAACAUGGUGGUGGGUGUAGAGGAAAGAGACACGCUGCCACAACCAGGACAUCACAACUUCAACACUGGUGUAGCUCGGCAGGCAACUCCCCAGAGAAGCCCUCAGUUCCUCUCCGUGGGCUACGAUGGGGACAGCAGAUUCUUCUCCUGCCUGGAGGCUGACGGAGCCAAGAGCUUCUUCCAGUUCAGCUCCCCCGCCAGGGAGAGAGGCCGAACCUUCGUCAAGAAGCACUGAGACAGGAACAGGUUUCAUAGUGACUGUAGCACAUUUAACUUAACUACAUUUAUUUAUAUACGUUAAAGUGUUCUGUUGUUUUAGUAUUAGUUUAGUUGGCAGUGUUUUCCUGAGUGCAUUUUUUGUAGCAUUUAUUGUAAUUUUUAAGUAUAAAUGUGUUUUUGACCAAUAAUAACAAAUAUUGUACUCAAACUAGGACUGAAAUGCCAAUGUUCAGCUUUGAGUCCUGGUCUCUACCUAAGCAUACAUUUGUGUUAUGAAGUACUUGAAGUGUAAAUACAACAUAAACUAUUUGUUUACACAUA